AUCGGAGUACUUGUAUGAACAGUGAAUUGUGAACGCUAAACGGGUAUCUAGUUUACUAAAUACUUACGCGUAGUCCACAAGUAGGUAUUUUUUUUUGCAAUAUAAAUGCAUAAUACUUUUUGAUAACGCGUAAAGUAAAAAACGAAAUAAAGAACAAAGUGGACGAAUCAUGGAUGAAUCACGCAUAAUAGAUCCAUGGAUUCGGAAUCAUUUGAUUCCUCGGUUGGUUAAGGGCGAAUCCAAUGUCGAGUUCAUUAUUGAACGACCAAGUGGAAAUUACUUUUUAUCAGAGCCGUUCUUCAUGAAUAUUAUUUCGUCUAAAGGUGAAAAAAAAAUAUUGGUCAAAAUACCAUCCCAGAAUCCCGAAAUCACUGCUGUUGUUAAUUAUGAUGCAAUCUUUGCCAAUGAAAUUUUGUUUUACAAGGCAUUGGCUCGUGGUCACAGCCAUUAUCCGGAAUGCUACUUAGCUGAAGAAGAUCCAGUAUUCAAAAACGUAAUUGUACUAGAGGAUGUGCGACCUCGAGGUUACGUUGACAGUCCAGACAAAGUAAACGUACAUUUGGAUUACAUAGUAGCAGGGUUGAAAUCAAUCGCAAAGUUUCACGCUCAUUCUUAUGUAAUAAAAGAGAAAGAACCUGAAAAAUUUCAAAAAUGUAUUCAGUCUUUGCAUGACAGUAGAUUCAAAGAAAAUCCAAUCAAUGAGAAAUUUCGUAACAUAAUCAACGAAAGAGUCAAGCGAGCAACUCAAAAAAUUCGAGCGAGGAACGAUAAUUCUGAACUUACGAAAAAAAUGUGCAAUAUCCUCGACGAUGCUUUUGUCAAUGUAAUGAUAGAAUGUGUCAGACAAAAAGAACCACUAUGUACCAUAAUUCACGGCGAUUGUACGAUAAAUAAUUUACUUUAUCGAUGGCAAAAGAAAGAUAAGGAGGAUUUACAAUUGGAAGCGAUGCUUAUCGAUUUUGGACUAUUGAUGCAUUCAUCUCCAAAUAUAGAUAUUGUAACUCUCUUAUAUAUGACUUGUAGACGAGAAGACAUUAGAGAUCGCGCUAGGGGUCUCGUGGAAGUGUACCAUUCGAGUUUGGUAGAAUGUAUGAAAGAACUUGGUAUAUGGAAUGCAAGCAAGUACUCGUUCGAGAACUUCUGGUGUGACUAUCGUAGAUGUGCAAUCUUCGGAUUCGUCAUUGCCGCGUUCUUCCGUGGCAUGAUGACCGAUUUUGAUCGGGAACAUAACAUUGUUGAAGUGAAAUCGAUGAGUGAAUGGCACGAUAAAGACGGUGGUGAGGAAGUGUCACUUUUACUCGUUAACAUGUUUGAUGAUUUACUUGCUGCUGGUAUGCUCCAAGAUUUCAUUGAGAAAUAAUUAUUAUCAGUAGUCUACGGCUGCUUAUCUAGCUAUACGAAAGCUAUAUCAUUUGAAUUGUAGCAUAUUCAUCAAAGUUACUUAGUCACGUAAUGUAUAUUCAUUAGACCGCUUUUGAAAUUUUUAACCUCAUUUAGAAUAACAGUAAUGCAAUCGUGAAAUGGACAUCAAAAAAGAAUUGCAAAAUUACUAAAAUUUGAUUGACAUAAUCAUAAAACCAAACAAUAAUUUUUUCACGAAAAAACAACCUCUAUAUACGACGUCUAUCGCAACGCGAGGUUGACGAAGAAAAAGAAUACCACUCAUGAACAGUAAAGUUUCUAUUAAUGGUUUUUAUUCCCCCUUUCCCACCCUCAAAGCAAACCACUUAGCAAGCGCGAAUCCGUAAACGUCGUAUCGCUUGGCUUCGAAGUUGAGCGAAGCCUUCUCUCACUCGUUUGCUGGCAAGAAGAUUACAAGAGACGCGGGUUUGGUUUGGUAUAUACACAGCGCUCUUGCCGUGAUUAUUGCACCGUUAGUCCAAACUUUCUGAAAACGCAGAAUGAGUUAAGAACUGCUAGGGCAAACUUUUGCCUCUCUUAUCAUCGCUGAAAACAGUUUUGUUUUGUACACUGCGAAUAAAACGCACAAGGCGACGACCUUAAGCUACACUUCUUUGGCGUUGCCAGCUGUAAUUAAAUUUCUGUAUAUGGAUGAGGAUUAGUUAAGAGGAUUAGAUACGCGAUUACUUUCUCAAUGUGCUUCAUUCGAGCUUAUUAUACGACAUACAAGAUAUAUUCUCGUUUUACCUGGAAAUGAAUAUUGAGUUCACGUUUGUUGUAUUUGUUAUCGUUUUUCCAUAGAUUACAUUUUUCAUUAUUUAUUGAAAUGAACGUAAUAUAUUGCAGUAUCAGUGUGAUUAUUUAAAAAUAUUUUUAAAUAUGUAUGAUUAUAUUUUAGUCGGAUUGUCGAAUAUUGUUUAUGAAGCAGUAUUAUAAACUAAAAGAAUUACACUACUUAUAUUUUCUCUCUUUUUACGGAUCGUGAGCAGCAUAUAUACUUAAUUUAUUUGGAGAAAUAAAUCAACGAAAUGAUCUGUUUAAAGAGCGCAUCAAUGUAUGCAUAUAUGUAUUUAAUCGACUUUUCGAAUCUAUUUCGCUCAAAAGCUCCUACACGCGCACACACACACAGACACACACACACGCGCGCGCGCGCGCGCGCGCGCGACAAGUUCAGCCAUAUAAACGUUGUGACAGGACAGCAGACGGAGGAAAGAGGCAAGAUGCAACUGUCACGAUAGUUGUGUCUGUAAAUCGCUGGAGGCGAGAGGCGAAGUCAACACGACACAAUGGGGUAAAGAACGAAGCAUUGAAAGGGCUAGGCAGCGUGCAAGAGUGAGACGAUCAAUCGUCCAAGCAAACGUCUCAACCAUUGUCGGUAAAAGGAAAAUCCUCGUCGACGAAGGCGCGGAAGCUUGCGGCCAAUAAAAGUGUGAUGUACACGCUGCCCGAGAGCGACAUUGUAAACACCGACCUCUCAAAUGGUAUUUGCAUACGACGAUCGCAUGUGAAUUUGUGCACAUGUGUGUGCGUGCAAUGACGAACUCGUUUUCGGUCGGGACAUAAAUAAGUAGCACGAGCUUAAUUUUCGGAUGGAUGUGACUCGUACUCAUAUUAUGCAUAGUCAUCGAUGACAAGAUAGAUUAUAGGUAUGUUUGCUAUUUCUUUUGUAUACAUCUUUAUCGAAAUUUAUUGUAAGCCUGAUAUAUUCCUUUGGUCUUAUCAGCAAUGGUUGAAAUUACACGUGAUGCUUGCUCAUUGUUAUUUGUCAUAGAAUCACACGGAUAGACACGAUCGAAAUAAAUAUCUUG
Phymastichus coffea is the source of this 3209-nucleotide messenger RNA. RefSeq lists its product as uncharacterized. NCBI's taxonomy places the organism in Eukaryota, Metazoa, Arthropoda, Insecta, Hymenoptera, Eulophidae. The coding region runs from base 170 to 1360 and encodes 396 amino acids. The transcript is spliced from 3 exons. The record is from RefSeq and is a predicted model, not a curated record.